Molecule: messenger RNA, 5137 nt
Organism: Haliotis rubra (blacklip abalone)
Lineage: Eukaryota; Metazoa; Mollusca; Gastropoda; Lepetellida; Haliotidae
Product: inhibitor of growth protein 4-like
Exons: 8
Coding region: 31-756 (241 amino acids)
Biological process (GO): regulation of DNA-templated transcription
Cellular component (GO): nucleus
Source: RefSeq, a predicted model, not a curated record
UCACUCGACCUUGACACUUGCUCCAGAAAAAUGGCGACUGCAAUGUAUUUGGAGCAUUAUUUGGACAGUCUGGAGUCCUUACCAUCAGAGCUUCAAAGAAAUUUCAACCUUAUGCGAGAUCUGGACCAGAGGUCGCAGGAGCUGCUGAAGCAGAUCGACAACCUGGCAGAGGAGUACCUGGACAAUGUUCGCGGGAUGGUGCCGGAAAGACGGACAGACCACCUGGAGAGCAUCACCAAGCUGUUCUCCAAGAGCAAGGAGUUUGGAGAUGACAAGGUCCAGCUGGCUAUGCAGACCUACGAGAUGGUGGACAAACACAUCAGGAAGCUGGACGCUGACCUGGCCAGGUUCGAGGCCGAUCUGAAAGACAAGACGUCAUCCAGCUCACGAGGCCAUGAUCACGACAUGGGCAAGAAAAACAAGGACAAAGAAAAGAAGCGGAAGAAGAAAGAAGAAUUUGAAGAUGAAAUUCCUAAGAAGAAAAAGAAGAAAGGACAGCUAUUGCCAGUUGAAGCAGACCCACCACUUCCCCCAUUCCCGUCGAUCACCCACCCGUCCGACGUCCUGGACAUGCCAGUCGACCCUAACGAGCCCACCUACUGCCUGUGUCACCAGGUGUCGUAUGGAGAGAUGAUUGGAUGUGACAACACGGAUUGUCCCAUCGAGUGGUUCCACUUUGCCUGUGUGGGUCUGACCACCAAACCAAAGGGGAAGUGGUAUUGCCCCCGUUGUCAGGAAGAAAGAAAGAAGAAGUGAUCUCCGAACUUUGUUCACAUGAAAUCAGCAUUGGUUCAUUCAUUGUUUUACUUGAGUCUCAGAUUUUAAUGUUUCGCAUUACAGAGAGAGCAAGCUAACGUCUCUCUGCUGAACAUUGUGCCAAGAUGUCCAGAUCAAAGGACAGUGGAAUGAGAGGAUAGAUUUUAAAUGAAAGAAAAUAUGAUUGACGUUUUUUUCCUUCUUUUUAUCAGCUUAGGUUCAAGGAGAUCUUUUAGUUUCUGAUGGAUGUUUGAUUUAAAAUAAUGCAAGUGUUACGGAAGCAUGGUUUGAUUCUGUGGAGAUUUUCAGUUACCAUGGCAAUGUGAGAAAAGCAUAUGUGAUGAAUAUGUGUCCCAAGUUUUGCUCUGUGGCAGUUAUAGUGAUGUUAUAUCUAGUCUUGCUUACCUUGCAUUGCAGUGUUAAUUACCUGGAGACAAGAAGUAGUAACAUUAAUGAUUGGACAAAUGGCUGUUCAAAGAAAAACUCAAAUGUAACUCAAACAUUCCAUUCAGUUGUAUCUAAAAUAUUCACAGAAUCUUCUUGUAUCACACUGAUCAUGUUCAGAUUUGUAGCAGAUUAUUAGGUUAAUUUAACUGAUUUAUCCUAUUUUUAUAGCUUAUGCCAUUUUGAGUUGAUGCUGAUGUCACCCAGAGGUGGUAAGGGGGAUAACUCAUUCAUCUCCGAACUCAAUCACGUGUCUCUGAUUAUGCAAAAUGUUGAUAAUAACAAAUAUGGACUCACCGGAACAAAAAUCACUGUAGUUUGCAUCUUGUGAGUUGCUCAGUGCCUGUUAUUCUCACGUCCAGGAAGACGUCAUUGAAGUGAUAUUGUCUUGCCUACUUGAGAGUUAUUCUUUGUUGAUUAGAGGUCAAAAUAUACAACAGUCCAAUGACAGGUUGAAGAUGUAUCACACUAUUAUAUCAUUAUUCAGUCUGAUCUAUUUUUGUAUUUUCAAUGCAUACGUGACAGAAUGACCCAGCUUAUUGUGGGUUUUGUUGAGGGUUGCAACCUGUUCAUUGUAUCCCAAAUCAUUCUUAACCUGUGAGAUUUUAGCACUUUACUGUGUGACUCAGCAAAUAACAUUGUGAGAUUCAGUAGUUCUCUUGAUGAACUGAUUUAUGCCCAUAUAUAUGGAGUACACAUCUUGUACACAAGUGCUCAUUCUGGACGUGAUGGUUGUCAGAGUUGUACGUUAGGUGUCUCCCAGUUUUCACAAACACACAUGGAGCACAUUUGGAGCACAACCUAUUAUUUCCAUAUUUUCAGUACGUGUGUGAAUGUAAAUAUGUGUUCAUCCACAGGUAGUGCUAUUGUGUAUCCAGGCCCGCCGUGAUGUUGCUGGAAUAUUGCUAAAAGUGGCGUAAAACCAAACUCAGUCAGUCAGUGUAACCAGUCUCUAUCACGCUCUGACUGAUUAAACGCCAAUAGUUCAACAUGCCAGACAGUUGUAGGGAUUUUAUGAGUACCAUCAGUAUCUGGGUUGACAGAUGUUGAGAUAGCAGAAUCUUAAACAAGCUAUAGUUCAGUCCACUUACGAAACAGUGAGUGAUGUUUCUCGUCAAGAGAAGGAAACAGGUGCUUGAUCAUCUUGGUUCUUAUAAAUUAUACUAGGAAACACUGCCAGAGGCUGCUAGGACAUUGUAUUGUCUGUGUCAUUAGUUUACUGUGGCCAUGUCGAUUGUCAAGAACAGUAACAAAUAUGUCCUCCAUACGUAAAGUAAACUUCCAGUAUUUUCCUCUUUUUGAAUAACACUUGCUAAUAUUUCAUAAAUAUUCACAAAAUUCUGCCAUCUUGACUACAGUCAUUUCCUGAAAAUUUGCAGACACCAGGUUCCUAGGUCACUGUUGUCAUAGUAACAGGACUCAUUGUGCCGUUGUCAGCGCAGAGGCGUCUUGUAUGAGUGGGUUUAUCGUCCUGGUUACCAGGGUAUUCCGGUCUGAAGGGUCACUGUCAUGGUAUAGUUGAAGUUUUCAUGUUAAUAUUUCAUGUUGAAUUUAUGUACUGACUAAUGAGCACUUUUCAAAAUGUUGUUGAUGUUUUAACAUUUUUAGCCAGUACUUUGUACAUACAUUAAAGGUUCUGUUCCACUGUUUUAUUUGCAUCAUAUUGCAUGUGUUCAUUUCAUUUGUGUUCCUUGAAAACUGUUGUUUUUUUAAACUUGUAAACUACUUGAGGAUACAGUUUGCUUUUACCCAGUACUGCAAGUUGGAAAGCUGAAAUGUUUUUAAGUUUAGAAUUAAUGUUAAAUUUGAUUCUGAGUUGUUAUUGUGUGCUAAUGAACAUGUCAAGCUGCUGCCAGAAGUACUUUGUUUAUUGACAGCAGUAUUUCUUGAAAAUUCUACAGCAAAUUAAAUACAAGACUUAACUAUACAUCCACAGUAGAUAUGAAUUUAAUACUGUGUUGAACCAGAUCAACAAUACAUACAGGAUAUAUUCAGUGAGUAUUUCUGAAUAAAAUAUCUUUAUUAUAGUUGCAUGUAUAGGGCAGUUCCUUUUUCAAAGUAACGUUCUAUCAGUAUUUUACCAGAACAUUUGUUUCAUUCAUUGUGUGAGGACUGACGCCAUACGUGUGUUGUUGAAGCAGGGGCCUCUAGUCGGUGUUAUUCCAGUAUAUGACUGUUGUAAGGGUGAACACAGUGUGCAUGAACAUUGCAGUAUUUAUUUGUCUCCGUAUCCUCCCAUAUUAUCUCCAUACUCAGUUGUGUCUAGUUAUAGAACAGUAGUUAUCUAACUUAUCUAUUUAAGACACUUUCACAACUCAUAAGAUGAGUGCAGUCUUGUAGUCUCCUGGUGGAGGUGCAGCGGCAUGAUCAGUUCAAAUGUUUGUCAAAAAUUAUUCCUUUAAAUGUUGAUAGAAAACAAUUUCCUGUACACAUUCAGUCGUUUCUGACUGAUGACUGUAUAUUGUUGGAUGUUUUGUGUACAUGUUUGAUCUCACCACAGGGACAUUUUGUUCCCCAUCAUAAGGAUAACCAGAUCUCUCUAGACUUCCUGUCUGGCAAGGCUGUGUGCCAUUACUUUCAUAUGUGGACACUGAUUCUCAUCACAAGCUGUCUUGUCAAACUUGUUUCUGGCUUGGUAUUACUAUUACAAGCAAUCGUUAAGCUGGGUUAUAGCAUUUUGUGUCUUGGAUAUGGAAGUGGGGUAUGUGUGUUGCUCCUGGACAUUCAGUUGUGUGUGCUACCCAGCAGUGUGUUUGUGGAGGACAGAUGGCCCACUGAUCAACACCAAUGUAACUGUCCGAGGUUAUUGCUUUGUCAAGUUGGCAGUUAGUGUUUGAGGCUUUGAUUCAACUGAGGUGUUGGGGAAAAUCUAUGAUGUUCCGUUCAAAAGUUGGAUUAGGUUGUGUGUUACUUCAUUUGUUUCACUAAUUUCACAUUUUCUUUUAACAAAAUAGGGCAAAUGUGCAUUUGAAAAAGUUCUUUUGCACUUCACAGGUGCAGCAAUCUCAUAGUUAUCUACACAACCCUGUCAAGUGUUUUAGUCAUACAAGGUUUACUAUUUACAUGAAUUAUUGGUAUCCUUUUGAAAAGGUCACACCCAUUUAGGUUAUUCUUUUGGCCAGUUUGUCAGGAAACUGCAUGUGCUGCAGAAGUGAAUGUAAUGAGACUCCAGGAAUGCUUUUACUGCCAGUUGAUCUCAGCUACUGGAUAUUCAGGGGGAGUAUUUAUUAAUGAAACUGUUAGAUGAGAACAAUGAGGGGGAUACAGUUACAAGUUAAGUCGUCUUGGUGGAUUGAGAAAGAAUAUACAGGUUUAUUUGUUAAAAAGUACCUGAAUUGGUGAGGCCUUGUGAAAGUUACAUUCCUCAUAUUUUACAAGGCAGAACAAUGACUUUAAACAAUAGUCGGGUUGUUUCACAAACAGUGCUAUAUUAUGGCUACCAGUAAGUACUGUUUCUCAACUUUUCCCAUUGACACAGAUGUAAGAUAUUUUUUUACCACAACUGAAACAUAUUUUCAGUAUUGGCAUCUUUCCUUCCAAAUACGAUUAAUGGUCUUUUUAUCUGUAUUUUUACUCUUUGUUAUGUUUUCCUGUCUCAGUUUUGCUGAAAUACCAACAAUAUUUUUGAAACAAUGUCUGUGACAAUGUCAUAGAACUCGGUUAUCCUAGGUAGUUGAGUGUAUCCCUUAUUUCUUUUAAAUGUUUUGAAGUAACAUGUUUUACAGGAAUGGAAGAGAGGCAAUGUUGUCAGCUAUGAUGAAAUAGAUGGCCAUCAAUACCCUAGUGUCCUGAGCAAGUCAUGAGGAGUACCUGUGUUUAGAUCCUUGUUUUGAUCUGUCAUGUUGCUCGGAGGUUGUUUUAAUUGUACAGUUUCUCAUUUUAAUGUUAACCAUUGUACAUUUGUAAAUAUCACUAUAUAAACAUGUUGAUAAUUGAA